CAGGCCAAGCCUGCGGCGAGGCGCUGCUGGAUCCGGGAGCCCACCGACGAGGAGCGACAGGCGAUGGCGGACGAGAUGAGGGCCAAGGCCGCUCAGAACAGGGACAGGGCUGCGGCCAGCGUGCGGUUCUCGAAGGACGGGGCGACCGCCGAGGAGAAGGAGGCGGAGGCCCGCCUGUUCGAGGCGAGGCUGGCCGAGGCGAGCGAGAGGCGAGAGAGGGAGGCGGCGCGGCUCGCUGGGGUGAAGGAGGAGUGCAAGGACGAGCUGCCGGACGAGCAGCCCCCGCCGCAGAGCCUGGCCGCGCCCGUGGCCGCCCCGGCCCCGGCCCCCGCGGUCAAGGAGGAGGGCCCGGACGCCGCCGGCUCCAGGAGCGACGCGGAGCAGUGGGCCGCGCUGCUGCUGGACGUGGCGAGGGCCCGGCUGGGCAAGCGGAAGGCGGUGCAGAGCGAGGAC
Prorocentrum cordatum is the source of this 453-nucleotide messenger RNA. The record is from the annotation of a GenBank genome assembly. NCBI's taxonomy places the organism in Eukaryota, Dinophyceae, Prorocentrales, Prorocentraceae.